Penicillium angulare is the source of this 267-nucleotide messenger RNA. RefSeq lists its product as uncharacterized. NCBI's taxonomy places the organism in Eukaryota, Fungi, Ascomycota, Eurotiomycetes, Eurotiales, Aspergillaceae. The coding region runs from base 1 to 267 and encodes 88 amino acids. The record is from RefSeq and is a predicted model, not a curated record. The transcript has 2 exons.
AUGGCACAGAACAAGGCAUCUACCAAUAAGACCCUCGGUCGCCCUUCAGGGUCUUUAAAUGCGCCCAUCGCAGCGUUUACUAUGGCUGUCAUAUUAUUCGGCUACUGCAUCAGUUCCAUCCGUACAGCCAGACGUGAUGCACAGGACAAGACGUUGAUCGGGUCUAAUUCACAGCAGCGAGCUACACAGGCUGAUAAGGACUCGUCAUGGGUUCAGCAGGCGCUCCAGGAGAGUCAAGCAGAAAGGAAUGGGAAAUCGAGUAGAUGA